Messenger RNA from Salmo salar (Atlantic salmon), 1113 nucleotides. The record is from RefSeq and is a predicted model, not a curated record. Lineage: Eukaryota; Metazoa; Chordata; Actinopteri; Salmoniformes; Salmonidae.
UUAAGCUUUAUUUUCCUCUUUCAUCAGGGCUAUUCCACCAAAUCCAGAUUUGGUUUCCGUGGUGGGAAAACGGCCAAGGACCAGCUCCAACAGGCAGCUUUCCAGCCAGCAACUGAUACUGCCAUCAGAAUGGAUAACAUGGGCAGGAUGUUCCUGGCUGGAGGGGCUGCUGUAGGCCUGGGAGCUCUGUGCUACUACGGAUUAGGCAUGUCCAAUGAGAUCGGUGCCAUCGAGAGGGCAGUUAUCUGGCCCCAGUACGUGAAGGACAGGAUCCACUCCACCUACAUGUACUUUGCAGGCAGUGUGGGGAUGACCGCUCUGUCGGCUGUAGCCGCCAGCAGGACCCCAGCCCUCAUGGGUGUCAUGAUGAGAGGAUCCUGGCUGGCUAUUGGAGCUACCUUUGCAGCCAUGAUUGGAGCAGGCAUGCUGGUCAGAUCUAUCUCUUAUGACCAGAGCCCAGGAGCCAAACAUCUAGCCUGGAUGCUACAUGCAGGUGUGAUGGGAGCGGUCAUAGCCCCCAUGACUCUGCUAGGUGGGCCCCUGAUGAUGAGGGCAGCCUGGUACACAGCGGGCAUUGUGGGGGGUCUGUCCACCGUGGCCAUGUGUGCCCCCAGUGAGAAGUUCCUCAACAUGGGAGGACCCCUGGCGGUGGGAUUCGGAGUCGUCUUCGCCUCCUCCAUCGGUCAGCUCAAUGUUCCUGCCCCUACCUCAGCGAUGGGAGCAGGCCUGUACUCCAUCGCUAUCUACGGAGGUCUGGUCCUCUUCAGCAUGUUCCUGCUCUACGACACCCAGAAGGUCAUCAAGAGGGCGGAGACGCACCCCAUGUACGGGAUGCAGAAAUACGACCCCAUCAACUCGUGCAUGGGGAUCUACAUGGACACUCUGAACAUCUUCAUGAGGAUGGUGAUGAUUCUGUCCGCGCGGAAACAGAAAGAAAUAGAGACCUUCCAGUCUGACUUUACAUCCACGUUAAACCUUCAAACUUCCAGAGUUGAACAACAACUAUAUGUUCUACAAUUAGCACCAUACACCAGCUGUUACAUACUAUUAGUUUGAAAACUUAUUUUCAACUGACACAAUAAUAAAUGUGUUGCUUUUGUGUGAAGAAGAGGA